Molecule: messenger RNA, 2601 nt
Organism: Prorocentrum cordatum
Lineage: Eukaryota; Dinophyceae; Prorocentrales; Prorocentraceae
Source: the annotation of a GenBank genome assembly
AGCCAUUUAUUUUGGCUUAAGCUUCCACGACUGGACGCAGGUCUUGAAGCAGGCGCGAGCGCCCCUCUUGCCUCUGUAAACCAGCCCCCCGCGCCGACACGAUGGGCUGCUGCAUGGCCUCCCGCCAGGCCGUCGCGCCCAAGGACCAGCAGGCCGGCGGGCCGCCCCCGCACAUGCCAGACGUCGCGGAGGUGCCCGUGCCCGAGGACCCGCAGGAGAGCGACGCCUUGCCCGAAUCUCUGGCGGCGCCCGUCGACCAGCAGCACCAGCAGGAGGUCCCCAAGAAGGAGGAGCAGGAGACGUUCGACCUGUGGCGGUAUACGAACGCCGCGAGCCUCUUCCACGCGCUCGCGUUCACCGUAGAGGGCCUCCACCCCGUGCGCUUGGUCCGCAUGUCGUGGCUGCUGCAGCAGCGCGGCACGGUCCUGAAUAGGCGCCAGGAGCUGCCGGAGGAGGCGUUCGUGUCCGCGGACGAGUUGCGGGCCGUCUGGAAGGCCGGCGGGCGAGGAGGCUUGGACGGGGUGGCGCCGAUCAUCACCAUCUCAUUCUGCUGGGACGCACGCGAGCAUCCCGACCCCAAUGGAGUGCAGCUGAGUUUGGUGAUUGACACCCUGGAGGCAGAGCGCCGCAAGUACUCCACAGCCAAAGGUGACUUCAAGGGGUUCAGCGAGAUGGGAAUAUUCUGGGACUGGCCCUCGCUGCUGCAGGGCGACCCGAUCAAGGCCGAGGAGGCGAGGGCCGCCGCCCUGCGGCAGGGCAAGACCAAGAAGGACGCGCAGGAGGCCGCGGACAAGGCCAAGCGGACUCCCGCCGAGAAAGCCGCCUUCAAGCACGGGCUGGAGGAGACAAUGGACCUCUGGUACGCCCACCGGGCCACCACCGUGCUCCUGCUCACCCAGCACCCCCGCGAGCGGGGCAGCGCGCGCGAGUGGGGCUACGACCAGUCCGGCUGGACGACGUACGAGCGCUGCUCCGCGGAGCAGAUCAAGCAGGUCUACCGCUCGGAGGCAGAGUGGGCCGCCGUGGCCGACCUGGGGCAGGGGACGUACGCGGCGGCGGCCGGGAGGAGGUGGCCGGUGGGCCCGGACGAGUUCGACCGGCUCAUCGAAGACAGGUCCUUCACCAACGGCGCGGACCGGGAGGCGGUGAAGGCGCUCUUCCGCCGGAUGAGCCGCGCGCAGUUGGGCGGCGUGACGACGCUGGACUUCGAAGGGAUGCGACGCCCGACCCCCGAGCAGGCCGCGGGGCUCGCAAGCUGCUUGCGGCUGUGCGCCCGCCUGCAGGUGCUGCGCCUGUCAGCAUGCCAGAUCGGCGCCGAGGGCGCGCGGGCCCUGGCAGGGGCGCUGCCCUCCCUGCCUGGCCUGCAGGUGCUGUACCUGGGCGGCAACAGCAUCGGCGCCGAGGGCGCGCGGGCCCUGGCGGGGGCGCUGCCCUCCCUGCCCGGCCUGCAGGUGCUGUACCUGGACGACAACAGCAUCGGCGCCGAGGGCGCGCGGGCCCUGGCGGGGGCGCUGCCCUCCCUGCCCGGCCUGCAGGGGCUGGACCUAGCCGGCAACAGCAUCGGCGCCGAGGGCGCGCGGGCCUUGGCGGUGGCGCUGCCCUCCCUGCCCGGCCUGCAGCGGCUGACCCUGCGCAACAACAGCAUCGGCGCCGAGGGGCGCGCGGGCCCUGGCGGGGGCGCUGCCCUCCCUGCCCGGCCUGCAGGAGCUGGGCCUGCACGACAACAGCAUCGGCGCCGAGGGCGCGCGGGCCCUGGAGGGGGCGCUGCCCUCCCUGCCCGGCCUGCAGCGGCUGCACCUGCACGACAACAGCAUCGGCAGGGACGGAAAGGCGGCGCUGCGGGCGGCCUGGGGCAGCCGGGGCGGCUUGUUUGUCUGAGCCAGGGGCGCCUGCCCAAGGGGGCACCAGGGAGUGGCGGGAGGGAUGGAGGGAGGGGAGGAGAGCCGGAGGGCGCCCACCCGAGCUCAGCCUCAGCCCGCUCCAUGCAAUAGCACGCGAGAGUUGCGAGCGGGCAACAUCUUAUUGCACGUGCGAAAAAAAACUCAAUUAUGCAUUUUCACCCACGCGCAAGUUUAAAAUCCAGUGCGCAAACUAUUUGAUCCAGGCGCCAACUGCUGCAAUUACUAUUACACCUCUCCCCGCGUCUUUCCCUUAUCUCCCCCUCGUCUCAUCUUCUUCUCUUCGUGCUCCUCCAUGAAGGGCUGCGCCCACUUAGAGCGCCAAAGAGCUAAGCAGCAGUGCGUUGCUUAGACAGGCCCAGGGGUAGGAUUCGAUGCGAUACGGAGCUCGUCCGCGCAACAUUUGUUUCACUUGCACUGGGCGCGGGUUCUCCAGGAUUGGCAAGUUCUUGCCAGCCAUACUCAGCAAGGGUCCGCCGGUUCGGCGGCGGGCCGGUUCGGUUGCGCCGGUUCAGUUUGGUUUCGGCACCAGUCCGGUUUGUUAGCCGGUUCGGUUUUCCUCGGGACGGUACGGUUUCGGGCGGCCCCGUUCGGGCGUUCGAAAAGUUGGCGCGCCAACGAGUAUUGUUGCGUGUUGCGGCCGCGGAUUGAACCGCGCACAAAACACGAGCAGGACGGAUUGCAUGCCAAAUUUAUAGCCGCG